Oncorhynchus kisutch (coho salmon) is the source of this 2463-nucleotide messenger RNA. RefSeq names its product cytosolic 5'-nucleotidase 3-like. The record is from RefSeq and is a predicted model, not a curated record. Bases 272 to 1267 code for a protein of 331 amino acids. Gene Ontology annotation, molecular function: magnesium ion binding; 5'-nucleotidase activity. Lineage: Eukaryota; Metazoa; Chordata; Actinopteri; Salmoniformes; Salmonidae. The transcript is spliced from 9 exons. Gene Ontology annotation, cellular component: cytoplasm.
UAUCAAUUUCUUCAUUGUAGCAUUUUACUCUAUGCGUUACCAGCACAAUUACAACAAAUAUUUGGGUUCGUUUGGUGAAAUACCCCUGGAUGAUUAAAAGAUGUUGGUAUAAAUACACAUCAACCCCCCGCUUUCACCCGAGUGGUAGCGGUAGGAAGGCACGUACGUACGUAGUCCUUUACAGUCUCAGCCGCAGCCGCCAAUCGACUCGAGGGAGGGUCCAUGUUGACAUAAGAAAGGAGUAUAAUCGUUUGUUUGGAGCGGCACAAUCAUGGACAAGACUGCCGUGGUAAAAGUCGGUGCCGCGGCCAGUGCCAGUGUAUGUGCCCUGUUCGGAGGUGUGGUUCUCGCCCAGUACAUGUUCGCCAAGAAGAAGAGAGCGGGAAAGAAAACAAAGAUCAUCGAGAUGAUGCCAGAGUUUGAGAAGAACACGGUCCACAUGAGGGAUCCAGAGCGGGUGGAGCAGAUCAUCUGUGGCAUGAUCAAGGGCGGUGCCUCCAAACUACAGGUCAUCACUGACUUUGACAUGACGUUAAGCCGGUUCGCAGUCAACGGCCAACGCUGCCCCACGUGUCAUAAUAUCAUUGACAACUGCAAGCUUGUCACCGAAGAUUGUAGGACGAAGUUACUGGAGCUUAAGAACACAUAUUACCCCAUAGAGAUCGACCCCCAUCUAACGAUGGAGGAGAAGUAUCCAUUUAUGGUGGAAUGGUAUUUUAAGUCCCACACAUUACUGGUGGAGCAGAGGCUACAGAAGGAAAAACUCUCAGAGGUGGUGAGAGACUCGGACGCCUGCCUGAGGGAGGGUUAUGAGCCGUUCUUUGACCGGCUCCAGCAGCACAACGUGCCCGUGUUCAUCUUCUCAGCGGGUCUGGGAGACGUCCUGGAGGAGAUCAUCCACCAAGCGGGGGUCUACCACCCCAACGUCAAGGUGGUGUCCAACUUCAUGGACUUCGACGAGAAUGGUGAGCUGAGGGGCUUCAAGGGAGAGCUGAUCCAUGUGUUCAACAAGCACGAUGGUGCCCUGCGCAACACAGAGUACUUCAAACAGGUGAAGGACAACUGCAACAUCGUGCUGCUGGGAGACUCAUUAGGCGACCUCAACAUGGCUGAUGGCGUGCCCAAUGUGGAGAACAUCCUCAAGAUCGGCUUCCUCAACGACAAGGUGGAGGAUCGUUUGGAGAAAUAUCUGGACUCUUAUGACAUCGUCCUGGUAAAGGACGAGACUUUAGAUGUGCCCAAUUCCAUCCUACAGAAGAUUAUAUAACCCCCCCCCCCCCCCCCCCCCCCCCCCCCACACACUUCAUACUGACACACUUCCCCAAACCCAUGGGAAAUGAACCAACCUCUGGACUCCCAAGACAGAUGUUACUGGCCCCCCCGCCACUGACUCACAGCCUCUAGACAUACACUAGCUUUAUAUUCUCCUCUCAAUGAACUAUUUUAAAGUACACAGCCUCCGUCUUUGUCUGUCUGCAACCUUGUCGACGUCCUCCACUCCAUAACAAUAAUUUGCACGUUAUUGUUAUUCAUUAUAUAUUUUUUAAUUGUAAUGCUUGUAUCAGUUUGCAAAUCAUAAACCGAGCAUCCACACAAGAACACAGCAACGUCUUUUGAAACGGUCCUAGCAUGCAUUUCACCACAAUCACCUCAUUGCAUUCUGCAACAGUUUGGCUACAGGAAUCAAUGUAGGUCUGAAAAAAUAACUUGAACCUGUCUGGGUGAACAAUACUCAGACAUUGGUAUGAAUAUUAUCAGCAGUUUUAUGGAUGUAGUAAUGGAUUCUGUCUUGCAGAAGAAAAGCCAUGUAUACACCUCAUCAGUGUUCACAUGGGGACUUUGCUACCACAGCCACACUGCAAAGUAGCACAUUAUUUUAUAGGAGUACUAACACUGCACAUUUUCUGUGCCUUUUAAAUAGACUGCAUGGUUGUUAUAGAUACCCUAUGGUGCUUAUAUCAAUAAAUUAAACAAUUGUCAAUGAGGUGAGAUAAUAGUAGUAACUAGUGGUGCUAAUGUUUUUUAUAAGUUAUGGGUUACUACUGCUAGUGUAACUGACGUUACGAGCAAUAUAGUGUAAAAUAAGGUGCUACCAAACGUCAUUACACAGAGGAAAAGUAGCCUACUCUAUAGGCAGUAUAUUACAAGAGAACACCACUGGGUAAAGCACCGUUGUCUGUGCAUCAGCGACGUUCAAUAAGACUAUUUUGUUUAACUUGGCCUUUUAUCCACACCCAUUGACCUAUUUUUAAUUUUGUUCAAAUUUUAACUCUACCUCAAGCUUGGAAAUGUUUCCUACCCCCUCCCCCCCCCCUUAAAUUUCUCAGUUUUGUCUUGCACAUGUUCGAUGUUUAUUUUAAGUCUUAGCAUUUUAAAUGUGCUGCUACUCCUGCACGUUGCCUUUUCUUAACUUUGAAUUUGACAGAGGGGGAGAGAAACUUGUCAAUAAAACUUGUCAAAUAA